Messenger RNA from Bombus pyrosoma, 5585 nucleotides. It is a transcript of the gene Klp31E, whose product is annotated as kinesin-like protein KIF21A. The coding region runs from base 390 to 4844 and encodes 1484 amino acids. The record is from RefSeq and is a predicted model, not a curated record. Gene Ontology annotation, biological process: mitotic spindle organization; microtubule-based movement. Lineage: Eukaryota; Metazoa; Arthropoda; Insecta; Hymenoptera; Apidae. The transcript has 16 exons. Gene Ontology annotation, molecular function: ATP binding; microtubule binding; microtubule motor activity.
AGUUACGAGAAUUGUCAACAGAUGGUGCUACAUAAUUGGUUUAUGCCAUAAAGAAUCAAAGAUGUCUGUCACGUAUGAUUUCAAUCCAAGAUCUGUACAGUCCUUGGGUCGACGCGACUAGCGUAGAGAUUUUUCUUUCGUUAUGAGAAAUGUUUGAGUGGAUUUCACAAUUGUCUGUGCGCGCGUCCACGACGAAAAAUGCGGAAUUUUCACGGUCGCCGCAUCUAAUAACGCGUGCGCAUUCAGUAUAUCUGCGUAUCGAAAAAUUAUAGCCCCUAGUCGCCUAAUAGUUUCGGCCUAAUCGCACCAAUUUCUCGUUGAUUUCUCCAGUGAGAUUUUGUUCUUUCUGCUUUCACAUCCUAAAGAGUUGCACAAUAUUCAAUAUCGAGAUGUCUGAUGAUACGAGUGUACGCGUUGCCGUACGAAUAAGGCCUCAAGUAGCACGUGAAGUAAUUGACAUGUGUAGAAUUUGUACUCAAGUACCUCCAGGAGAACCCCAAGUCUUUCUUGGACCAGACAAGGCCUUUACAUAUGACUAUGUUUUUGAUACUGGUGUUGGACAAAGCACAAUUCAUGAAACAUGUGUUGCACGUUUGGUAGAAGGUGCAUUAGAUGGAUAUAAUGCAACUGUUCUUGCAUAUGGUCAAACUGGGUCUGGCAAAACAUAUACUAUGGGUACUGGAUUUGAUGUGGAAGUAGGUGAAGCUGUAGUUGGAAUUAUUCCAAGAGCUAUUAGACACCUGUUCAAUGGUAUUGCGGAAAAACAACAGCAGGCUAGAGAACGUGCACAAAUGCCUCCGGAAUUUAAGGUUACUGCACAAUUUUUGGAAUUGUAUAAUGAGGACUUAAAAGAUUUACUAGGACCUGGUGGUCCUAGGGGUGGUGCUCGUAUUCAUGAAGAUCCCUCGGGCAAUAUUCAUUUAGCUGGAGUAGAACCACGAAUUGUUACUAGUCCAGAGGAAGCAUUGGAGUAUUUAAGAUUAGGAGCAUUGUCACGUACAACUGGAUCUACCCAAAUGAAUACCCAGUCAUCAAGAUCACAUGCAAUAUUUACACUAUAUAUAAAGCAGCAAAGAUAUGUAAAAGUUGAAGAUCCAGAUGCUGAUGUCGAUACAAGUGGCUCUGAACCUGCUGGUGAAUUUGAAACUUUAACUGCAAAAUUUCAUUUUGUAGAUUUAGCUGGAUCAGAAAGGCUAAAAAGAACUGGUGCUACUGGAGAUAGAGCAAAAGAAGGGAUUUCUAUAAAUUGUGGAUUGUUGGCUUUAGGUAAUGUAAUUUCUGCACUUGGCGAUAAGACGAAAAGAGCUUUACAUGUACCAUACAGAGAUUCAAAGCUAACAAGGCUGCUUCAAGAUUCACUAGGAGGUAACAGUCAAACUGUUAUGAUAGCCUGUGUAUCACCAAGUGAUAGAGAUUUUAUGGAAACUUUAAGUACUCUGAAGUAUGCAAACAGAGCAAGGAACAUAAAGAAUAAAGUUACAAUUAAUCAAGAUAAGAGUUCAAGAACAAUUGCUUCUCUUAGAAGAGAAAUACAGCAGCUUCAAUUAGAAUUAAUGGAAUAUAGGCAAGGAAAAAGAGUUGUUGGUGAAGAUGGUAUAAACGAUGCUUGGCAUGAAAAUCAAAUGUUGAACAGUGAAUUACAGAGUCUUCGUACUAGAGUAAAAGCCCUUUCAGAAACAGUUGAAGCAUUGACAGCAAAGAAUGUUCUUCUGCAGGCAGAAAAAGAUACCGGUCAAUGGUUGUCAUCAACAGGUGAAAAUCCUGAAGUGACGAGUUUAAUACAAGGAUAUUUGCAAGAAAUAGAAGAACUAAGAGCUCGUCUUUUAGAAGCAGAAGCAAUGUAUCAGCAAUUGAAGAAACGUCAAAUACAGGUUAAUGCCGCCAAUCCCUAUGGUGAUUCUGGAUACAUAUUUCAUAGUGACUCUACAUCAGUAUUAAAUGAUGCUAAGAAAGAACUACAAAAAGAAAUUGAAACAUUAACUGCAUUAAAGGAACAGCAUGGACAUACUUCCAAUAUUGCUGGGAAAACAGGAGAUGAAACAGAAGGUGAUGAUACAGAAGCAGGGCAGGAUUCUGUAAGCGAAGAUGAUUCAGAUGAUGAUUCCGAUAGAAAAGAAGAAGACGAAGAAGAAGCAGCUAUGGGUCGUGAAUUGGAAGCUUUAACGUCAGAUAUUGAUGUAAAACAACGACUAAUACAAGAACUUGAACUUUCUCAACGACGUUUACAAACUAUGAAGCAACAUUACGAAGAUAAACUUGCUCAAUUACAAGCUCGUAUCAGAAAUACCCAAGAAGAAAGAGAUAAGGUGUUGCAAUCAUUACAACAACAACCAAUUCCACCAACAGAAAAAGUGAAAAAAUUACGCGAUGAAUAUGAAAAGAAACUUUCUGCUAUGCAAAAAGAAGUACGACUUUUGCAAUCUGCAAAAAAGGAACAUGCGAGGCUACUUAAGAGUCAAUCUCAGAAUGAAAACAGGUUAAGAGGGCUUCGAAAUGAACUGGCAGAAAUGAAGCGAGCAAAAGUAAAACUUCUGAAUAAAAUGCGCGAAGAAGCACAGAGACAUAAAGAAAAUGAGUUGAGACGUAAUAGAGAAAUAGCACAAUUGCGUAAGGAAAGUAGGAAGAAUGCAAAUACGAUUCGAACGCUUGAGGCAGAUAAAAGAAUGAAAGAAGUAGUUCUUAGACGUAAACAAGAAGAAGUUUCAGCGUUAAGAAAACGAGACAGAGGUCUAAGCCAAAAGGCUGCCGGUAGAGCACCGCCUAAACCAAUUAACCCGAAAGCAUUAAAACAAAGGUGGCAAACAUUUGAAAGAACCAUUGCCAAGCAAGCAUUGGCUAAGCAGGCAGCUGCAGAAACGGAGAGAGAAAUGGAAAGACUUCUUCAGGAACGAGAAGAACUAGGUAGAGAACUUGAAAAACUUCAAAAACACAGAAAUGUUAUAGAAAGUUCGAGAGGUGACACAAUCGACAUAGAUGAAGAAAUUGAUAAUGUGAGAAGUAAAAUUAGCUAUCUACAGGAUAGUAUCUCUGAAUGCCAACGUGAUAUGAUGGAAAUGGGAGAUGGUGAAGGCGAAGGGGAACCUGGUGUUGAAGCUCUUAUAUCAACGAUUCAGUCGGUAGAUGAGGCUCAAUAUUUAUUACAAAGAAUGCUAGCUUUUACUGUCGAGCAAAGUUGCGUGGCUGCACAAAAGCAGCUUGAAGUCCGAGACAUGGAAUCAAGACUAAAUCAAGUUGCGCAAGAAAGUGAUGUGCAACAUCAAUUAUUGGAGCACGUGUUGCGAGACAGAGAUCUUUUAUCGCUUACGAAUAAUCAUAGUACUAUGAAUUAUAGUCCACCUAGUUCUAGGAGUUCAUCACCAGAUAAUGAAAAUUACACUCAAGUUAUUGUUGGAGAGGAAAAACAACGUAAUAAUAAAGUACGCAGAAGGACUACACAACCUCAAGAGCUCCUUUAUGGAGUUCAAGCUAAUCCAGAUAAUUUAAAGACAGAAGAACAAAAUCAAAGUCAUAAUCAUCCACUUACGAGGGUGCCUAGUGCACCUGGUAGUUUAAAAGGAUUGGUUUUAACCAGAAGUCAUGGUAGCAUAAGUGGUGGAUCCCCUACUCUAAGUCGACGUGAUAGUACAUCGCCAAGGCCGCUGCGACGACCGCUUCAUCCUGGUGGAGGCUCCAUGGAACAAGUAGCACAUACAGAUGUGUCAUCACCUCCUGGAUCUCCGACUACGUACCGACGGUUCAAUAGUCGAGAAGAAAACGUUUUCUCUAGACUAACUGCAAGUAGACAACCAACAUCUACAGAUCCACAACCUAUGAAAGGAAUUAUUUCUCAAUAUCAAGGCAAGACACAGCCACGAGCUGUUUUGCAAUGCACUCACGUUGCCGAAGGACAUAGCAAAGCAGUACUGACUAUAUGUGUAACUUCUGAUUUGCUCUUCAGUGGUUCAAAAGAUCGAACUGUCAAAGUAUGGGAUUUAGGGACAGGAAUAGAGAAUCUCACAUUAAGUGGUCAUCCGAACAAUGUCGUAGCGGUGAAAUAUUCACCAAUGCAUAAUUUAUUAUUCAGUGUUUCUUCAGCAUAUGUAAAAGUUUGGGAUUUGCGUACAGGAAACAGCUGCGUGAAAACUUUAUUUUCAUCUGGUCAAGCUCAAAGUGGACCACUCGCAUUAUCAACUCCAUCUAGAGUACUUCAAGUUCCUGUUGGUGAAACAACUAUCAAUGAUUUAGUGCUCAGUAUAGAUGAGCAAGAAUUAUAUACCGCGUCUAGCGAUAAAGUCAGAGUAUGGGAUCUCCGUAAAUUAACACACACUGGAAGAUUAAGUACACCACAUACGGCAGCAGUAAUGUGUUUAGCUGUCGCAGAUGAUGGAAGGGUGAUAACAGGUAGCAAAGAUCAUCUGAUAUCUCUUGUUGAACCAAAUGCAUCUGGGCAAUCGGUCAGUCUGGCACCUCCACAUUAUGAUGGUGUUCAAUGUUUGACAACUUACGAAUCGACAUUGUUUUCUGGAUCAAGGGAUAUGUGUAUUAAACGAUGGGAUUUGAGCAGAAUGGAAUUAGUUCAAUCAUUAAAUAAUGCUCACAAAGAUUGGAUCUUGGGUUUGUGUAUGAUUAAUAAUGGAUCUAUAAUGAUAUCUGGAUGCAGAGGGGGUGUUUUAAAAGCCUGGUCUGUACCAAAGGAUCAAGCAGAAUGUAUUCCAAUAGGAGAAGUUCGAGCACACGGUACUGCUAUCAAUGCUGUAACAACUAAUCAGCAACACGUUUUUACUGCAAGCAACUCUGGAGAGGUGAAGCUGUGGCGUAUUCCCGAUUCCUCAUUAUCCAUGUCUAUUUCCACAGUUUCCCUUUAACUUAUUUUACUAUUUUGCUGCAUAAUAUUCCUUUGCAUUUAUAAUUCGUUGAUGUGGUAAUGCGCAUGCUUGUCCACUCAGCUGUUUUAUAAAAGUGUGUGGACAUGUUUAUCAUAAAUACAUACCAUGAAUUUUAUUUGAUAAAAUUUUAACUUUUCAGCUGGUAAAUAUUUAUAAAAAAAACGGACAACAGUUCGUUUGCUUACGCACCUACAUACUUGUUUAUUAUAAUUUCGAAAUUAUUAUUCCAUACAAUGAAAAAAUAAAUCAUAAAAUAAUAGUAAUUUUAAUUUUCUGCCUCAAACGCUUUGAUAUGUAAUUACCAUCGAAUGUAAUGAAAAUCGGAAAUGCGCUUUAAAUUUCUGUAAAAUUGUUUAUUGAUAUUACAUGGUAGAUUAGUUAUUGAACAUGAAAGAAUAACUUAAUGAUAUUUCUUUAAAAUUUCAUAUUUCUUUUACCGAUCAAUUCUCAUUCGUUUCUAUCAAAGCUGUGUGUAUUGCUUUUUGAAAGUAUUUAUGCAAGUUUUUAGCAAAAAUUUGUCAUUAAUAGUGUGGUUGCAGUUAUGAAUGUAUUCUAUGUAAAACAUUUGUUUGUUUGAAUGAAGUUGUAGUAGAAAAUAAUACUUGUCAUAAUCAUUGACUUGUAUAAGUUAACGAAUAUGAAAAUUUAAUUUAAUUUCUUGUAUUACUUUGCUUCUAUGUUAUUUACACUCCAAUAUGGUGCAUGCAAUAUGAUGUCGAC